CCUGUCGCCUCGGCCCGGAUCGGGAAGUGACAAGCGGGAGUCGGGUUUCCCCGCCUUCGCCGCUACCACCGCUGAACCCGGACCCCUUACCCAGGCCCGAGCCUAGCCGCCAUGACUAACGUGUACUCCUUGGAUGGGAUUCUGGUGUUUGGUUUGCUCUUUGUUUGCACCUGUGCCUACUUCAAGAAAGUACCUCGUCUCAAAACCUGGCUGCUAUCAGAGAAGAAGGGAGUUUGGGGUGUGUUUUACAAAGCUGCUGUGAUUGGAACCAGGCUGCAUGCUGCUGUGGCAAUCGCUUGCAUCGUAAUGGCCUUUUAUGUCUUGUUUGUAAAAUGAAUUACAAAAUACCCAACUCAUCAACUGCCAACCAAGGGGACAGGGGUGAAGAACCUGUUGGAGGCCUGGACCCAGUGUAGGAGAGUUCAGCCAAAAACAUCAAUGUCCCCAAGAUGACAUCACAGCAUCUGCCCCUGCCAUAUGUGAGGAAAACUACUUGUGGUCACGGAUGUUAUUUAUGCUUUAGGGGACUCCAGAAAGCCAACUUCCUUUGAUCUGUGUGUAAAUUGGCUCUCAGCAGUGAACAUAUAAUGUCCAGUUUAAUUACACCCAUCAAUGAUAAGAUUACAUACCUCCUGCUUUUUAAAAACCUGUCACCUGGGCUAGGGUUGAGCUCAGUGGUACAAUAUUUGCUUAGCAUGUGUGAGGCCCUGGAUUCAAUUCUCAGCACUGCAAAAAAACAAAAAUAACACCAACAUGUCACCUGUUUUGUUCUUCAACCCCGCAUCAGGAUCUUUUCAAACUGAGGCUUAUAGGGAAGGACAUAGGCUGUGUUCAGACCUCUUGAAAGGAGAGAUAAUUUUCAAGACUUGACUUUUUUUCACUGUUUAAUAUGGUUUUGGCAAAUUGGGGAGGGAGGGUACCAGGUGGGAAAAAGGAGUUAUGAAAGGCCAGGAAAUUGCUUGGUUUUAGAAAAUUGUCUUUUAUCUACUUAUCUGGGAACAUGAGAGAGAGGCAUGGCUCUCAUUGCAAAAAGAGAAUAGAUGAAGUAGCUUGGUGUGUGCUGAGAGCUUGAGUUUUGCCAAGAGAAUCUGAGCUCAUAUAAAAAUCCAGAAAUUAACCAUCUGUGAUGAGACUAAAGAGCAGUGAUUAAGACAAGAAAACACUUCCUGUUCACCUGUAUUCCCCAAAAGAAGACUUUACUCAAUCAAAUGGUAUAUGAAAAAUGAAUCAGCUGUUGCUAUUUCCUAAGGCUUUUUUAUAUUUUCUAACUUAGUGCUAAAUACUGUUACUCAGUUUUAAAUGCUACCACUAGGGGAAAAAGAAACUGUUGAAGAAAUAAUUGUUUAAUAUAUUUGCAGUUAGAGGAGAAGAUAUAAAUUAGCAUAUUAAUUCAUAUACUAGUGAAUUCAUCUAGUAUAAGAAUUUAUUGUGAUAUUAUAUGGAAGUGUUCUCAUGUUAUAAAAGAUUUAUACUUAAGUCUUUGUGUUAUGGCAGUUUUUAGUUGACUACCUGUUUUCUUGGCCAACUGCAUUUUCUUUAUAUCACAGUCUUUUUCAUUGUUUCUGGAAAUUAUUUACUGGGGAAACAUGAGAAAUUCAAACGAGAAGUUGCUGAUAUUCGUUGGCAUGUUUGGACAGUUCAUAGACUCCAUUAGUGAAAUAAGAAUGUUUUCUAAAGUAAAGGAGAAUAGAACUUUACAAUUCAGAGAAAAGAGCUUUUUCAUUGACUAUGGCAAUUCCUGAGCAAAUCUUUUCAGAUGACAACAUUUUCAGGAAAGACUUUUCUGCUCCCUCCUCAUAUAUGCAGAAUCAGCUGUUGGAUUUGUGAAGCUAAGAACUUCUGUAUAUGAAAAAAAGUCUAAAACUAAAUUAUAGUAAGCAAGCAUAGAUAAAGAUCUUCCAGUUGAAUUGUCCAUUACAGCAAAACUUGACUGUGGACAAAGUUAGCUGUGGAUAUCUCCUGUAUGGCAAUAAAUUAAUUUGUCUUUUGUCUGUUUUCUAUAAAAGAUUAAAAGCUGCUAGGAAGUUUAGGUUCUACUAUAUGCAGUUUCAUGCUUUGAGGGAUCCUACAAGUACAGACAUCAUCAAGUAAACACUACAUGCCUAAUCAUCUCAGAGUUGUGGCUGUUAUCUCUUCAGGGAUUGGUCCACAGGGUAAAUUUCAGUUAUUCAUGUUUCCAAUUGUCAUUUCUGGAAUCUUUCAUAUGAGAAAGGAAUAGAAAAGAAAAGUUACAUCAUAUGGUGUGAAUUUGGAAUCUGUUGGUCAUAGGGAAUGUCUCCCUGGGAACAGGUUCAGCAUGUUUUGCACUUGUUAUUUGGUAGCUUUAAUGACUUGUUUUCUAAUAGGGCUAAUGUCUCUAAGUUUGGUGCUUAGAGCUGCUUCAUAUUUUAAACUAGUUCCAUUCCACAUUGUAGUUCAACCAAUUUUUAUAACUGCCUGGGUGGGUCAUCUUGGCCUAGACUCUUUGAGUGGUGAUAUUUUGAGAUUUUUCAUUCCAGAAUGUACCAAAAAGUGUACAAGGUGAAGAUAAUUUACAGCAAGAAACAAAUACACAGCCUAUUUCAUUUCUUGAUUUUAUAUAAACAGAAAAACAGAAACUUUAACUCAUUACUUUGGUUGAUAUGUCAUACAUUUUUGGCUAAAAAUUAUAAAAAUUGUUCCUCUGGGGAAGGCUUAGGGGUGGGGGCAUGAGGAGAGCAAUAUUGCCUCAAAUUCAACUUGGUAUCACCAUAAACCCUGUGUACCAGGGUAGAAUGAAGUCAGCUCCUUUUUAUAGUUGAAAUACAGUUUUUUUAUUCAUCAAUAUCUGCACAAAUCCUUGAAAAUAAAAUUUCUUUCCCUACAA
Molecule: messenger RNA, 2845 nt
Organism: Marmota flaviventris (yellow-bellied marmot)
Lineage: Eukaryota; Metazoa; Chordata; Mammalia; Rodentia; Sciuridae
Gene: Tmem167b
Product: transmembrane protein 167B
Source: RefSeq, a predicted model, not a curated record